Porites lobata is the source of this 2290-nucleotide messenger RNA. Lineage: Eukaryota; Metazoa; Cnidaria; Anthozoa; Scleractinia; Poritidae. The record is from the annotation of a GenBank genome assembly.
AUUUCAGAUGCACACAUCCGUCAAAAACGCCAUGUGCCAAACGAGGAUUCAAACGCCAGUGAAAACUUCACCAGAAAAGAAAUUCAAAUGGCCUGUACAAUUCAUUGUCCGAAAGGAAUCAGGGGACGCCGAGGCAGGCCUGGUACUCCAGGCAAGCAUGGUCCGCCAGGUCCCAUUGGACCACAGGGGCCUAAAGGUUCUCAGGGAGAUCAGGGGCCCCCUGGACCUAGGGGCGAUCAGGGCCCUCAAGGACCCAAGGGCCAUCCUGGUGAAUCCAUCUCAGCACCUUCUAUUGUGACAUCCCCAGUUUCCACGGUGGUAAACGAAACUGAUGUAGCUUCACUGCAGUGUGAGGUUAGAGGAAAUCCUGUUCCUCAAAUUACAUGGCUUAAAGAAAAUACCAGCCUUCCAGCCGACAAACGAAUUGUACAGUCUCGUGGAGGUUUAAUUGUUAAGGAUGUGACGUCACAAGAUGGUGGAGUGUACACGUGCGUGGCAAGCAACAUUCUUGGAUUAAUAAAAAAAAUGGCCACGUUAACUGUCCAAGGUAACAUGCUCCUCGUUUGUUACUUAUUGGAAAAUUCAUGGAUUAGAAGCUAUUAAUAAGAAAUCAAAUUCCAUUACAUGAUAUACUUUCACCUUAAAAGUAGGCUUAUUAACAGUAAACGAUGUCUGUUAAAUUCCCCAUGAACAAUCAUAAAUAUCCCACUGUCCAUAAGCUAGUAAUGAUGAUGAUGAUUUUGAUGAUUAGUCUCGUCAAAAAUGCCUGUUUUUAGCGAAUAGGGCGGUAAUUGGGUUAUUAAUACAACUUCGACCAUAGUGUCCUAUAUACCUAAUUGUAUAAGGGGAAUUCUACGCAAGGCGAUUUGCAACGAUGAUUUUUAAGGCAACAAUGUUGGAACAAUUCGAAGAAAUUUCCUCGCAAUGUUGCAAAGCUGUAUUGCAAUGAAAAUUGUCGUUGUGAAUCGUCCCCUGUAACAUUGCUCAGGAGAAAAUAAUGCGACCGAAACUGUUAUCGGUAGAUUUUAGGUUUGACUCCAGUCUAAUCAAAGGAACUCGGAGACGUUUUACCAGAAUCCUCUCUUUUUACUUGCAACUUUUUAAAUUUUCUUGGCUUAUCAUAUUUUUUUAUUACUUUACAGUUGCUGCCUUAAUCACUCAAAAACCCUCGUCUAUUGUUGCUGAAGUAGGGGAAAACGUGAGGUUGCAGUGUAAAGCUACAGGUCUUCCAAUACCAACGAUUACGUGGCGGAGAGCGUUUGGUUCGUUGCCAAAAGGGAAGACUGCAGUGACCGAUGGGAACAUGACAAUUCGUAACAUAGCUAAAACUGACAAGGGUGAUUACGUAUGUUCAGCAAAGAAUUUACUCGGACAGGACUUCGUUGUUGCUCAGUUAAUAGUGAUUGACAGGCUCACAUUUACCCUUAUUCCUCCCUGGAAAGUUACUGUAAAGCAGUCACGCAACUUAUUGUUAAACUGUGCCGCUCAAGGUAACACUGAGAUCACGUGGAAGAGAACUGGAAAAGGCUUACCUCAGAGUCACGUGAUUUAUUCAAAUGGAACUUUGCUCCUCAGGAGCGUGGUUACAAACGAUGCCGGAACAUAUUCUUGCGUGGCCAAGAACGCACUUCGUUCGGUUGAGACGACUUCUGUUGUUGAAGUGUACAACAAACCUUUCUCCUGUAGCAGUAUAAAAUCAGGCCACAGUGGAAGCUCUUCAGGUAAUUAUAUUAUUGACCCUGAUGGCAAAGGAGGCGUGGCUCCGUUCAGUGUGUAUUGUGAUAUGAGUGACAAGGCAGGAGUUGGCGUGACAGUCAUCAGCCACAACAGUGAGAGUAGAACUCAUGUGAAUAGCGUCAGUCCUGGAUGUUAUACUCCAGGUUGUUACACUAAAUAUGUGACUUACACUGGAGUUAGCACCGCUCAGUUGGCAGCACUCACUCGAGUCUCACAAAACUGUGAACAGUUUAUCAAGUUUGAAUGCAAUGGUGACGUCCUUUUCAUUGAGGAUUCAUAUGCCUGGUGGGUGUCACGUAACGGAACACGUAUAAACUACUGGGGCGGAGCUACCGGAUAUAACAACACGUGCGCAUGCGGAGUAACAAACUCUUGCUCCAAUGGUCAAAAGUGUAAUUGUUACAACAGUGGCGGCGGCUGGAGAGAGGACAGCGGUCUACUGACUGACAAGUCUACUCUUCCUGUGACUCAGAUCAAACUGGGAGACUUGAAUAAUUCACAUGAGGAAGGUUAUCACACAUUAGGCAAACUCAAAUGUUAUGGACAAGCAUGA